This is a messenger RNA of Cooperia oncophora, 882 nucleotides long. The record is from the annotation of a GenBank genome assembly. NCBI's taxonomy places the organism in Eukaryota, Metazoa, Nematoda, Chromadorea, Rhabditida, Trichostrongylidae.
AUGAUAAAAAGAAGUAUUACUGAUUUCCAGGGACAUUUCCUUGCUCCCGAGAUCCGAGACAAACUCGCGCAACUUCGUGAUAACUGGAGAAUCUUGAAGACGAAGGCUGACAAGCGACGUCUGGAGCUCGAUGACUCGCUGCAGGCUCAUCAAUAUUUGGCUGAUGCAAACGAAGCCGAAUCGUGGAUGAACGAGAAAGAACCUGUCGUCGGCUCCACUGAUUAUGGAAAAGACGAAGAUUCAGCUGAGGCUCUUCUCAAGAAGCAUCGUGCACUGAUGUCGGAUUUGGAUGCCUUCAAAGGAACCAUCGAUGAUUUGAGAAAGCAGGCCGCCCAAUGUAAAUACCAGGAGCAACCAGUUGGACAGCUUGGCCGUGAUUGUGUCCUUGCGUUGUACGACUAUCAGGAAAAGUCUCCUCGUGAGGUGUCUAUGAAGAAGGGCGAUGUUCUCACUCUGCUGAACGCCUCGAACAAGGACUGGUGGAAAGUCGAAGUAAAUGAUCGCCAAGGCUUUGUACCAGCUGCCUAUGUGAAACGUAUUGAGCCAGGCACUGCUCAUCAGCACAGCCAACAGCAAGUCAACUCGAUUGGUGGAAAGCAGAAUGAGAUUGAGGACAAAUACCAACGUCUGAUGAUGCUUGGAGAAACACGCAGAAGAAAGCUCGAGGAAGCCUGCAAAGGAUACCAACUUCUCAGAGAAGCAAAUGAUCUUGCCGAAUGGAUCAAGAGCCGAGAGGCUGUAGCAGCUCAACAAGAAAUCGGUACUGAUUUGGAGCAAGUGGAAGUGCUACAAAAAAAGUUCGAUGACUUCAAAGGCGAUCUUAAGGCGAACGAAGUUCGUCUGCAAGAGAUGAACCAAAUCGGUAGUUGCAAUUUUUUUUAA